AUGUAAGAAAAAAAUAGCUUAAGGGGAUAUCAUAUCUUAGAGCAUAAAGGAAAAGGAACUCUUUUUUAAAAUUUCCUUGUUGAAAGAGAUGGAAGGAAGUACAUUUUGAAAGUUUUUAACAAGAAUGACAAUGACGAUACUGAAAGCAAAGUUGAGUGGAUUUUAGAUAAGUUUUAAAAAAAUGAUGGAGUUUACAAUAAUCACUUAUAGAAAAUUAUUGAUGUGUUCCAUAAUUUAUAGCAAAAAUAUUUUGUAGUUGAAUAUUUUGAAGAAGGAAAUAUUUUAGAAUACAUGCUUAAUAAUAACUUAAGCAGACUUGACUUGAAAUUAGCAGUGAAGGUAUUGGGUGAUGUUUUUAGAGGUAUUAGCCGCCUCCACGAAAAGAGAUAGUAUCAUAUGAAUUUAAGACUUGAAAAUAUUUAUUUUAGAAAUAACAUGCAAAGUUUGGCAGUUUGCGAUUACAGGAUACUUUAUAUAGAUAAAAUAAUUAAUUAUUAUUUUGCUAAUGAAUAUCUACCUCCUGAAAUGAUAGGAAAGGGAACAAUUGAUUUAAAAAGUGAAAUUUGGACACUCGGUGUAAUAUUUUUUGUCCUAGUUUUUGGCUAAUUCCCUUUUGUUGAUUUGUAAGAGAUCGAAGAAUAUACGCUUAAAAAUAACUUUAAUCUAAAGAAGUUGUUAAAAGAUAAGCAAAUUCUUGAUCUUGACUCUGAUCCCAAACAAGUACCUAACAAAGAAUUUUACUUAUAGAUUUAAGAGCAUUAUGAAAAAUUGAAUAACUUCUUCUCAAAAAUCUUUGAAUUUAUGCAAGCUAAAAGAAUGUCUUAUAUUUAACUUUCAUAAGAUCCUAUUUUUACAAUUGGAUACCUAUAAAACUUACAAAAGGAGAGAGAAAUUUACGAGUAGCUUGGUACUGAUAGCUUCCGUGAAUCAAAGCGUAAGGAAAGCUCUGAAGUUGGUGAUGAUUAGCAAGACGAUAGUACUGAAGAAUCAGUUUAAGAUAAAAAAUAUAUUUAUGACAUGGAACUAGAAGGAGCUAAAAAAGGUGUAGAGUUUAAAAAUUCAUCUAAAGGAAGUAUAGGUGAAGAAGUUGAUCAAAAAACAAUAGCAAACUAUAUGAAUCAGUAUCCAAAAAAUUAGUCUAUUUACGUUUAUAACUAACAAAGUUAAUAAGCAAUAGAAAAUUCACAAUUAGAAGUAUCUAUGCUGAUUUCAUAUUACGAUCGUUCCAAGCUGAUAAAAGAUAACAUAAAUAGUAUAAAUCAAUUGCAGUAUUAUUACUCAGUUCAUUUUUCUAGGCAUGAAUUUAUUAUGCAAACUCUUGAAUUGAUUUUGGACUCUCAAAAUUUUAAAUACAAACAAAAAAUUAUCUUAAAAUAUUUCUUGACUAAAUGCGCCCUUCACUUUGGAUAGGAUAGUUUAUAAUCAGAAGAUACAAACUUAUUUUAUUCUGACAUAUGGCAUUUAUGGAAGAUUUCAGAACAUAAAAAGAAUCAAAAAUAGUAUUUGAGUAACUUUGUUAAAAAGAUGAAAGUAGACUUGCUCCAUAGCUAUCUUUAAAUACUUGGUGUUAAAAAUUCCUAGCUUGCACAAAGCGAUUAAGUAGAAGUGGUACGCACUCUUAGUGGAAAUGAGGAUUUUAAAAAUAAUAUCAAAAAAACAUUUAGAAAAGUGCUUUCAAGUUUCUAAUCAUCUAUUGAUAAAAUUAUUUAAGAAAAAAAAAACCUAUCAGAGGACACAGUGGCUGAGUUAAAGAGAUUCUAACUUAGAUUAAUUAUUUGCUCAAGCGCCAAUAGGUGUUUUAUUCAUGAUAGGCUAUAAGAUAUAUUCCCACAAUAUAUGAAUGAAUAUAAGAGCUAUUAACUUAGUUCUUUUAAUGAUUGGAUUGAAAAUAUGAAUAUCAACGAAUUAGAUUUGCAAAUUAAAAAUAUUCCAUAGCACUUUUACAAAAAUAAAAACUGA
This is a messenger RNA of Tetrahymena thermophila SB210, 1959 nucleotides long. Its product is annotated as protein kinase. The transcript has 4 exons. Gene Ontology annotation, molecular function: protein serine/threonine kinase activity; ATP binding. Lineage: Eukaryota; Ciliophora; Oligohymenophorea; Hymenostomatida; Tetrahymenidae. Gene Ontology annotation, cellular component: cytoplasm. Gene Ontology annotation, biological process: intracellular signal transduction; protein phosphorylation. The record is from RefSeq and is a predicted model, not a curated record.